CCGUAAUACCGUCUUUCUUUUACUUUCUCUUUCUCUUCUUUUUGUCACCACUUAAUUCGUGUCUCCAUGGCAAUUCACGAACUCAGUGGCUAUGUGACGCAAAACACCCUGGAAUGCCACACACUUCAACAAUUCUGCGGGAACGCCAAACAAGCGUUUGCAACAAAACGUUACGACGUCGCCAUUAGCCAGCUGACAGCCGCGAUCGACGAGAUCAAUCGCAACUUGCUGGCGAAUAUCCUACUCAAACGUGCAGUGGUGCAAGGUGUGCAAGGGACGCCCGGCGCUGGUUUGGUAGAUGCAUACAAAGUCAUUGAGCUUCUGCCUGAUCAGCCCGAAGGUUACUUGUGCUCGGCGUCGCUAUUACGAUCCAUGGGCGAGAACAGCUCUGCCAUGCGCGUGUAUACGGUCGCUCUCAACCGGCUUAACUCCGAGAACCGGGAACAAGAACAAGGUUAUAGCUGGCUUGUUCGCGCUAAAUGCAACCUCGAGAACGAAAUUGAUUCAGCCAAUACACGAUUGCUAAGAAAAUUACCACUCGAGCUUUUGGGCAACAUUUUUGCUAGUAAUGAACUGUUGUCGGUCCGUGACCGACUCGAGUGCACACGCACGUGUCGUGCCUGGCGAAGUUUCCUGUUGGACGAGAUCCCUCGCAUGUGGCGCGAGGUCAGUCUGGUUGAUAUGCCCCAAGACGUUAUGCUUCGACAGUUGUCUAGCGUUCGGAGUACUCAAAUACGCAAGGUGCGAAUCCAGUUCAAGAGUAGAAACAAGAUUGCAUUGACCGAGUGCGUGAUACGGUUCUUGAUUGAGCAUGGGUAUAACCGGUUGGAAACGCUUGAAAUUUGCUCUGAACUACGCGAAAAUGAUACGCGGGCAUUUGGCGUUCUACGACAACUGUUUCUGCAAAAUCAACAUACUUUGAGGAACGUGGUUGUGCAUUGCAAAUCGUUCCGCGUGGGCAUCGUUGCCUUGGAUUCCUGUCCGAGACUUGUAAAGCUCGUAUCAUGCACGCCAUACCUAGGCUAUCCAUCAUCAUUUACAUCCGAAGCCCUGUUGACGCCAUCAUCCUCCGGUAACGAAGUAUUCCAGCUCCAUUUCCGACGACACAUGGCCUUGAUGCGCGCUCGGCAAGAAGAAAUACGCAUGAGCGUACCAGCACCCGCCAACAAUGACAAUGCAUUCACACUUGCCAUGUCCUUUUUGAAAGGCUCAGAACUGUACAAGGCCAUCAACCAAAAUGCCGAACUAAAACCACACCAUUCGCUGACAAAACUCGAACUGUCCGGAUUGCAGCUCAGUUACUUUGAUGAACCGUUCUGGCGCAGGCUUCCGCAUUUGGACACCUUGGUUAUCCAGGAACCAGUCGACAUGCCGGGCGAUUUCGAAACUCUCGUUAAGGUGCUGGAUCAAUGCUGUCCCAAACUCAAAACAUUUCGAUUUGGCGGCAUAUGCGAAGAUCCGUUGCUUACAACCACUGUCGAAGAAAAGAAAGAAAGCGGUCUUGUUGAGGUGACCAUGCGUGGCUGGUCCAGCGCACAGUCAGAAAUCAACAUGAUUUCCACUUUGGUUCGUAAAAGCCGUGACACGCUCAAGAUGCUACGGCUCCCCAUGGAAGUACUGGCUGCUUCUGGAAGCAAUGUGCUUACAGACCUGCAAGUUCCCAGACUACGCUAUUUGAGCAUAUACGGUGAUCCGUGGCGAGCACUCGACGCAACCCGUUCCGCUUCUCUCGUCCGCAACUGCCCAGAAAUCGAAAACCUCAUCAUCAAGCUACCUGUUGAAGAAACUGCUCUUGUCGAGCUGAGCAAGGCAAAGCGAUUGCGCUCUUUCUGUCUCGUAGAUCCAGCACAACCUGUCAGCAACGGCGGCACUGGACUGACGGAUGCUGACGUUGAAGCGUUAUGGAUCGCUACAAAUCGAAACCAGCGCACCAGUUUCCGUCGGUUCUUUGAAAACUGCAACCUGCUCACUGACAUUUGUUUCUGUGGACCGCUGCUAAGCGACGCCGACUUGAUCGCCUUGGCGACCAACACACCACACCUGGAAUCGUUAAAACUACUGUUCUGCUCCUCCACGUCCAUCACAACCCGUGGUAUCAUGACAUUUGCUGAUUCCGCGCCUAAAGGUCUUCGGGAUCUUGCACUGAUGGAUCUCAAGUGUUUGGACGAUGACUCGUUGAUUCGCCUAUUAUGUGAGCUACCUUCCUUGGAGAAAAUGGUUCUGGCCUUGUGUCCACCGUGGAUGAACAAUCGACGCCAUAUCAGCAACUGUAUCGAGCAAGCGAUGGGUGUUCGCAACUGUACAGCUGGACAGCGCCUUCAAAUAACCUUUGCACCUGCUCCAGGAUCCCAAAUUCUGUUGGAUUGUGUGCCAGGGAAAGCCAUCGCUGAGAAGUCACUGGAAGGUAUUCCUUCUGUUUUCAAAGUUCUACUCAACAUCUAUUAGUACUUUUACCCAUAUUACGCUGUAUAUAUUUACUACUUUCCAGAACAAAAUGUACAUUCUUUUCAUAAAUAUAAUCCUUC
This is a messenger RNA of Zychaea mexicana, 2525 nucleotides long. RefSeq lists its product as uncharacterized. NCBI's taxonomy places the organism in Eukaryota, Fungi, Mucoromycota, Mucoromycetes, Mucorales, Lichtheimiaceae. The transcript is spliced from 2 exons. Gene Ontology annotation, molecular function: protein binding. The record is from RefSeq and is a predicted model, not a curated record. Bases 67 to 2445 code for a protein of 792 amino acids.